This is a messenger RNA of Eurytemora carolleeae, 1208 nucleotides long. RefSeq names its product synaptogenesis protein syg-2. NCBI's taxonomy places the organism in Eukaryota, Metazoa, Arthropoda, Copepoda, Calanoida, Temoridae. The record is from RefSeq and is a predicted model, not a curated record. Gene Ontology annotation, molecular function: protein binding.
AUAUAUUCCAUCACCCGAGCAUCAUCGGCAAACAAUCACGUGUCGAGCCUCGAACUACAAGCUGAUGAGUGGAAACUCGAUCGAAGAUCAUCGAACCCUGGAUGUAUUCUUUGCUCCAAGGGUUGAGCUUAAACUAGGACCUGCAGUUAAUCCGAAGGAUCUGGAGGAGGGGGAUGAUCUGUAUUUUGAAUGUCAUGUAAAAGCACAUCCUCCAGUUUACAAGAUUGUUUGGAAAUAUAAUGGUCGGGAGCUGUAUCCUGGACAAGAUCAGGGAAGGAUUGUUUUCAACCAAAGCCUCGUGAUUCAAAAAGUCAGAAAGGAGGACUCCGGAAACUAUUCCUGUCAAGCCUACAAUGUUGAAGGACAGCAGGAAUCCGUCCCAGAAGUUCUAGACGUCAUGUAUGCUCCUCGGUGUGUAAGCACCCAGAAGAUGAUCUAUGGAGUAUCCGAGGGAGAAACAGCUUAUAUCUCCUGUAUGAUCGAUGCUAAACCUAAACCUGAUCAAAUACUUUGGUAUAUGAACACUACCUCAGGGAACAGAAUAAUUCCUGGAGCUAUGUCGACCAAUAUGGCUGGAGCUAGUCUUCUCUCCUAUCGACCUACUACUCAGGAUAUACGCCUCUAACCUCAAGGGUCGAAGUAAAGCAGAGAUGAUUAGAUCUCAGACAUUAGCCUAUGACGGGGUUGGGUUCCCCUUGCAGAAUGAUAAAGAUGGCGAUGAUGAUAGUUUCUCUCUUCUAAUUGUUCUCAUCUUUGUAUCCGUCAUCCUCUUCUCAUUAACAGGAAUAGUGAUAAGUGUUGUACUCCGGUGUCUAGCAUCUCCUAGUCCUGUCUGCACACAGGGAACCAGCUUACAACAGUCAAUUAACUUCCAAUUUCAGUCAACAGGGGGAACCAACGAUUCAUAUUCACAGAGCAGAGAAAGAGAGAAGCCUGGACAAUCGGAUAUAUACCAUCAGAGGCGAUCGAUGAGAGGUAAAGACGACACCACCAGCCUGUGUAGCUCAGACAGCUCGGGCUUUUCAGAAAUCAACAAUUCGGAUUCAGAUAAGCAAUUGGUCUACAGAAAUCUCAGAGAGUCAACGCAAGAUCAUAAGCUUUUCUCCCCUCAGGAGCUUCAUCGAUCACCUUAUCCUGCAGAGGUUCGAACCCUUGGCCGAGGUCGCAGUAGUCUUAAUCAGUACAAAUACUGUUCCCUUCAACGGUAA